Alternaria postmessia is the source of this 528-nucleotide messenger RNA. RefSeq lists its product as uncharacterized. Gene Ontology annotation, cellular component: trans-Golgi network. The coding region runs from base 1 to 528 and encodes 175 amino acids. The transcript has 3 exons. NCBI's taxonomy places the organism in Eukaryota, Fungi, Ascomycota, Dothideomycetes, Pleosporales, Pleosporaceae. The record is from RefSeq and is a predicted model, not a curated record.
AUGAACCCGCAGAUUCUCAUCACCCCCCAUCCGUCUACUUCUACGCAAGACGACCGCCGCCAGUCCUACCCCGACGACAUGUCGACUUCCUCAUCCAACUCUUCCAUCAGCGACACGGAGAUGAAAAACGACCCCACACUACAGACCAGGCCCCGUCUAGGGAGCAGGAAAUCCAGCGGCACCAUCAUAAUACCCCGCGACAGCCCCAAUGUCGAGAUGAAGGAGGAGGAGGAGGAGUACGAUGACGGCGAUGCGCGGACCAUGAGCCCUCGCCGGAGUAGCGAAGAAAUCGAGAAGAUGGGCCAGGAUGCUCGGCAAGCUCUGAUAGAACAAGCCAAAGCUCUCCAAGCCAGUCUGAUGCAGAUUGUUGAUCGCGUCGAGGUUGUCAAGAACGAGCAUGAAAAGCUCGAAGGCGGCAACAAGUUCCUGCAAUCAUAUAUUGGCGAGCUCAUGCAAACGAGCAAGCUCACCUCUGCGGGCGCUGGAAAAGCGUCCAAAGUCAAGGGCAAGGGCAGAAUCAUCAAAUAA